Molecule: messenger RNA, 1086 nt
Organism: Alternaria atra
Lineage: Eukaryota; Fungi; Ascomycota; Dothideomycetes; Pleosporales; Pleosporaceae
Exons: 6
Coding region: 1-1086 (361 amino acids)
Biological process (GO): glycolytic process; gluconeogenesis
Cellular component (GO): cytosol
Molecular function (GO): fructose-bisphosphate aldolase activity; zinc ion binding
Source: RefSeq, a predicted model, not a curated record
AUGGUUCAAGCUUCCGAAGUCCUCAAGGGCAAGACUGGUGUCAUCUACGGUGACGAUGUCUACAACCUCUUCAAGCACGCACAAUCCGAGGGAUACGCUAUCCCCGCCAUCAACGUGACUUCUUCCUCAACCGUUGUCGCAUCCCUUGAGGCUGCCCGCGAUGCCAAGUCCCCCAUCAUCCUCCAGAUGUCCCAGGGUGGUGCCGCAUACUUCGCCGGAAAGGGCGUCGACAACAAGGACCAGAGCGCUUCCAUCCAGGGAGCCAUCGCUGGUGCCCACUAUAUCCGCGCCAUCGCGCCCGCAUACGGCAUCCCAGUUGUCCUCCACACCGACCACUGCGCCAAGAAGCUUCUGCCAUGGUUGGAUGGUAUGCUUGACGAGGACGAGAAGUUCUUCAAGGCAAAUGGCGUACCGCUGUUCAGCUCCCACAUGAUCGAUCUCUCAGAAGAGUCCAAGGAGGAGAACAUUGAGACCACCAAGAAGUACCUCCAACGCGCUGCUCCCAUGAAGCAAUUCUUGGAGAUGGAAAUUGGCAUUACCGGUGGUGAGGAGGAUGGCGUCAACAACGAGGAUGUCGACAACAACUCUCUUUACACCCAGCCCGAGGACAUCUACGAUAUCUACAAGACGCUCUCGGAAGUCUCCCAGUACUUCUCCAUCGCUGCUGGCUUUGGUAACGUUCACGGAGUCUACAAGCCUGGUAACGUCAAGCUCCGCCCUGAAUUGCUCCAGAAGCACCAGCAAUUUGUCAAGGAGCAGACCAAGGCCAAGGACGACAAGCCUGUCUUCCUCGUUUUCCACGGUGGCAGUGGCAGCUCUGUCGACGACUUCCGCCAAGCGAUCUCCUACGGUGUCGUAAAGGUCAACCUGGAUACCGACAUGCAAUGGGCGUACCUCUCAGGAGUCCGCGACUACGUUUUGAACAAGAAGGGAUACCUGAUGACUCAAGUCGGUAACCCCGACGGAGAAGACAAGCCGAACAAGAAGCACUACGACCCCCGUGUCUGGGUUCGCGAAGGCGAAAAAACGAUGUCACAGCGUUUGAAGGUCGCUCUUGACGACUUCUACACCGCCGGCAAGGCUUAA